AGGGUUAUGUCCACAAACGUCAACAUAAUUUCGGUUUUGUUUGUCAUCCUGCGAUUCAUUGCCGUUUAAAAAAAAAACUUUUAAAAACCUAAUAAGUGUGCAAUUAAAACUCGAAAUGUCUUCAAUGGUACAACCAAGUUAUCCUGACUACGAAACUGCUCCCAUACAACAACACUUUAACCCCUACGCGGACAAUGGAGGGAGCGUCGUAGCGAUUGCAGGCGAGGAUUUCGUUGUAAUCGGAGCGGACACGCGUCUCAGCGCCGGUUUUUCCAUUUACACCAGAGACCAGAAGAAAUUGUUUCCGCUUAGUGAAACCACAGUCCUGGGAUGUUCCGGUUGCUGGUGUGACACCCUUACCCUAACAAGAAUUUUAAAGUCCAGAAUGCAAAUGUACCAGCAGGAACAUAAUAAGACCAUGUCGACUACCGCAUGUGCCCAAAUGCUCUCCACCAUGCUGUACUAUAAGCGAUUCUUCCCAUAUUACAUUUCCAAUGUGUUGGUCGGCUUGGAUAAUGAGGGCAAGGGUUGUGUGUACAGCUAUGAUCCCAUUGGGCAUUGUGAAAAAAGGACCUUUAGGGCGGGCGGAUCUGCUGGGGCCUUGCUGCAGCCCCUUUUGGAUAACCAGAUUGGCCAGAAAAAUAUGUUAAAUGUGAAAGAGGAACCAGUGUCUUUGGAUAAGGCCUUGUCUAUAUUGAAAGAUGUAUUUAUCUCAGCUGCUGAAAGAGAUAUUUAUACUGGUGAUAGUAUUCUAAUUAAUAUUAUUACCAAGGAUGGGAUUAAAGAGGAGACCUUUGCUUUAAGGAAGGAUUAGUUUUUAUUCAGUUUAUUUUGUACUUUAAAGAGUUAUUCAUCAAUUAUAAUAAAAUGCUUCUCAAAACAA
Anthonomus grandis grandis is the source of this 883-nucleotide messenger RNA. RefSeq names its product proteasome subunit beta type-1 (gene Prosbeta6). The coding region runs from base 116 to 814 and encodes 232 amino acids. The transcript has 2 exons. Lineage: Eukaryota; Metazoa; Arthropoda; Insecta; Coleoptera; Curculionidae. The record is from RefSeq and is a predicted model, not a curated record. Gene Ontology annotation, cellular component: proteasome core complex.